Ceutorhynchus assimilis (cabbage seed weevil) is the source of this 1604-nucleotide messenger RNA. Lineage: Eukaryota; Metazoa; Arthropoda; Insecta; Coleoptera; Curculionidae. The record is from the annotation of a GenBank genome assembly.
GAAAAAUAAUUCAAUUAAGUGGCUGAUUAGGAAAAAUGAUAAAAUGAGGAAAUUAACGAUAGGUACCUAUAAAGCUGAUGCUUAUGAUUUGCACUUAUUUUUCGGCUUUCAUAUUAAUUUGUAUCGAACUAACUUAUAAUGAGGUGUUUAUUGGUUAUUAUAGCUACAAUUUUUGCACUAGCUUCUGCUGAAGGAAAGUCAAGUUUCACAUAUCCAUCCGAAACUACAAAUACCAAUUCUCUAGUCAGAAUUGUAGGAGGACAACAAGCAUCACCUAAUCAGUUUCCUUACCAAGUGGCACUUUAUAUCAAAUAUAAAAUGACCGAAAUAUUUUGUGGAGGUUCUUUGGUUUCAGCAAAUUACGUUUUAACAGCUGCACAUUGUGCUGAAGGUGCAAUCUCCAUCGAUAUAAUCCUUGGAGCUUACAACGUCUCCGAUACAUCUGAGAAUACACAGCAACAUCAAACCUCAACAACAUAUAAGGUUCAUCCUGAAUGGGACUCGUCCGCUUUAAUCAACGAUUUGGCCUUAAUAAAGCUUUCUACUCCCGCUAAAAUAAACAGCUCUGUACAAAUUAUCGCUUUACCCAAGGGAAAUGACAGCUAUGCUGGUAGUACAGGUGUCAUUACUGGUUGGGGUAAAACAACAGAUGCUCAAAAUACAGUAACCGAUAUUUUGAGAUAUGCUACUAACAAUAUUUAUAGUAAUAGCGAGUGUAAAAGUGUCGAUUCUGAUUAUAGUGGUAUUAUAAAAAACACCCAUUUGUGUUUGUCAGGAGAAGGCCAAACCAGUAUCUGUAAAGGGGACAGUGGGGGUCCUCUAGUAUCUGGAAGUACUCAAAUAGGAAUCAGUUCAUUCAGCUACAAAAGCUGCGAAGCAAGCAAACCUUCUGUAUUUACACGGAUAAGUGAAUUCAAAGAAUGGAUUAAAAAUAAUUCCGAUGUUGAGAUUUAGUUGAAGUUAAACAUUUUCUUAUUAAGAAACAAGAUUAAAAGUCAAUUACAAAACCACAUGCUUUAUUUGAAAUCUAAAUGCAACAACGUUUGCGAAUAAAGUAUUCUAGAAAUUUCAAAUUAUUUAUGAAACAGCACUGACAUUAUUAUUAUAACACAACACACAUUUGGAAUGUUGUUCCGUGGACAUGCUUUUCAGAAAAUGUGUAAUUCACCCUGUAUAAUUAAACACAAAUAAUUGAUAUAUUUAUACAUUAUUACUAAUACCUAUAGCAUAUUUUGGAUAUUGCCACAACACAUUAAAUUUAAAUAUACAAAAAUGACAUAACUGCAUGACACUAAAAAACAAACUAAAAACGAAAGUUGUAAAAAAUUAAUCGAAUAACAAGUGCAUACAGAUAAAUUUUCAAAAACAAGUAUCACAACGAUAACGAGAAAACAGUUAACAUGAAAUGGAAGUACAAAAAUAUUGGUAUCAUUAAAAAUUCUUAAUGGAAAUAAGGCCCUUCAUUAUAUCGAACGAGUUACCAUCGGGCUGCACAGAUUUCGAAGUUCCUCUGGACGUUUUGACUUUCAGAAAACCUUGAUCAUCGAUGCCCACUAUCUUGACUCUUUCAAAUUUACCUUCCGCAGUGGUAAUUGUCACAGCUG